AACAAUUCAAAUCAUAUGUUUUGUUUGUUUACAACACAUUUAUUGCAAAUUUGAAAAAUUAAUUAACUACACUUCUUAAAAGACAAUUAUCUUAAAAAACCUACAAUAAGUACAGUUUUAGUGUAUUUCACAAUGGAAAUGGAUACAAAUUCAAAUGAAGCGACAUCACCAUAUAGUGAAGUGGAAGAUGUAGGAAACACAGAAGAAAUAUCUGUAAAGUCUAGCGAUGAAGUAGAAAUUGAUUGGGACGCUUUGAUCGCCAAUACCAACAUCACUACCAGACCAAUAAAUAGUAAACCGCGUCGUACAUUUGAAGAAUAUGUGUCAACACAAAAGGUAUAUGAUGUGCUCAAAGAUCCUGAUGAAGAUACGGCCGCUACUACAACAAAUUCAAUAGAAUUGAAAAAAACUGCAACCACAACAACAAAUACAAUUUCAACUAUGCCUGCUACUACAAAAAAUACAACAGAAUUUGACAAAAGUACGACGAGUUCUGUCGCAAAUCCACUGAAAAAUUAUAUCAGUAAUGCACAGCCUCUAGAAGCAACAACAACAACAAAUACUACAAUUUCAACUACGGUUGCUACUACAACAAAUACAAUAGAAUUGGAGAAAAGUACGACGAGGUCUGUCGUAAUGCCACUGAAAAGUGAUAUCAGAAAUGUCGAGUCUCCAGAAGCUACAGCGGAAACUAAAAAUUACACCAGCAAUUCCGCAUCAUCAGCUAGUACGACAAUCGCUGCAACAACGACAAAUGAAAUCACAACGACUAACACCGCACCAAUUGCUGCUUCUUCUGCUAAUAGUAUCGCAAAACUGACAUCAUCAAUUAAAAAGUCCGUCAUGCGCCCAGUACAUAUUCCGCUUUCAAUUGCUUCGAAAGCACAUAAAUCUAUAACUCUGAAAGGACAGAAAAUACCAAUGCAUCCUUUAAUUAAAUCCCGUAAUUGCGUAUUAAUUUCAACAAGAUCAAGCUCAACUGCUGGCAGUAAGGGUAUCAUUAAAUUUAUACCGAGAAAUUCUUACCCUGAAAAAUACGUGGCGGAUAAAUGUUACGAUUCGAACACAACCGAUUCAAAUAGUGGUGAAGCAUUUAGUAUCAAAGAAUCAGACGAAGUGGCAGCUGUUGAUGAACCUAUAGUCGACAAAGAAGAUUUGGUCACAACAUCGGACAACAACGCAGAAACUGCCAUUAAUAUACCCAUAGUGCCACUGGUAGGAAAACGUAAAUGUACUGAUCCAGCAACGAUGCCGAUACUUUCGUUUUCAUAUCAAAAAUCACUUGCAGAUUAUAUACGUAAAGCAAAAGAGUUUCACAAACGCGCAAAAAUGUGUUCUGCAGCACAAUUAACAACAAUUGGAAAUUCGAAUAGUAGUGAAGAGAAUGUGGUUUCAAACGAUAUCGAGAGUGUAAAUUCAAUAGAUGGAAACGAUGAGACGAAUAUGGAAUGCGAUGACGAAAGUAAUGUUGCAAAAUGUAAAAGCAAUGAAAACCGACAAGAAAUGGAUGUGGAGCAGACGACGAAUACAAAAUCUGAAAUCAGUGAAAAUGUAACAGCUACGAAAACAACAACAACAUCCAUGGAAGUAACCAAAACCACAAAUAACAGAAAAGAUAUGGAAAAAACUGAAAGCAUCGAAAAAAUACAUACUCCACUGGAUUCAAAUGGUAGCAGAGAUAACUUAGAAAAAGUGGAGUCAGCCGAAGACGCAGAGGCUACCAAAGAUGUGGAAUCAACUGCACGCACAGAUAAAUUGAAAAUUUUGGAAAAAGCCGAAACACUAAAAGAUGUGGAAUCAAAUGAAAGCAUAGAUAACGUAAAUGCCGUGAAAUCAAUCGAAAUCACGAAAAAUCAAAUAGAUAACAAAUCUGCUGAAGGCACAGAUAUCCAAAACGAUGUGGAAUCAGGAGAAGAUACCAAAAACAGAAAGGAUAUCGAAUCAGCUAAAAGAUCCAAUGACUUAAAAGAUGUGGAAUCAUCCGAGGGAAUCAAAAACCUUAAGGAUACCGAAUUAGCUGAAAGCACAAAUGUCCUAAAAGAUGUGGAAUCUGCCAAAGACACAAAAACACUAGAAGAUAUCGAAUUAGCUGAGAGCACAGAUAACCUAAAAGAUGAGAAAUCAGCCGAAGGCACCGAAAAUCCAAUAGACAUCGACUUAUCUAAAAGCAUAGAUAACGAAUCUAGCAAUGUCGAAUCAGAUGAAGCCACAAAAACACUGGAAGAUAUCGAAUCAGCUGCAGGUACAGAUAACCAAAAAGAUAUGGAAACAGUUGAAGAUGUAGAUAACACUAAAAAUAUUACAACAACAUCAGAUACGGGUAGCCAAAUAGAUAUUGAAUCAGAUUUAUGUACCUAUGAAAUAUUUAAUAAUAUUAGUGGUAUUAGUAAUGCAAACCGUAAUCAGCUAACCCAAACAAAAGACAGCACAGUAAAGAUUUUGAAAAAUAUUUGGGAAUUAAAAGAAAAAGUGCAACAACAAGCCGAAGAAAUUAUGUCACUAAAAGCUGCAAUGAAAUUUUUAAAUACAACAAAUGUGUUGAAUAAAUCUUAGUUGACUAUGUUAGCUAGCAUUAAUAUUGUGUGAUUAUAACUAAAGUAUAUUUAAAUAUGUGUUUGAAAUAUUUGUAUGCAAAUAAAUAUAAUAUUGUUA
Molecule: messenger RNA, 2652 nt
Organism: Zeugodacus cucurbitae (melon fly)
Lineage: Eukaryota; Metazoa; Arthropoda; Insecta; Diptera; Tephritidae
Product: serine-rich adhesin for platelets
Exons: 2
Coding region: 133-2553 (806 amino acids)
Source: RefSeq, a predicted model, not a curated record